AUGUCGUCCAAAAGUCUUCAGGGAGACCCACGUCGUCCUGGCGACUUGCACCCGUUUGUGCGAGAGCAAGCGGACCCAGAUGAUACACCUGGAGAUUGGUAUGCCUUUUCCUCCCUCGUACUGGGCUUUCUUGCUUUUACGAUGAAGUGGAAGGAAAUGGCGUGGGGCUCGCUACUGCUGUGCGUGGGCUCAUUCCUUAACAUGAAAUCGCAAGAUGUGAACACGACGCAGAUUGCCAUGUCUUUUUUCUUUUCGACGAGUGCCCUUGUGUCUGCUUACAUGGGCGCCAUGCGUCCUGGAAUCCCCAUGCCACCAUCGGAUCAAACGGUCGAAGUCCCCGCUUCGUAA
Molecule: messenger RNA, 348 nt
Organism: Peronospora belbahrii
Lineage: Eukaryota; Oomycota; Peronosporomycetes; Peronosporales; Peronosporaceae
Source: the annotation of a GenBank genome assembly